Molecule: messenger RNA, 918 nt
Organism: Asparagus officinalis (garden asparagus)
Lineage: Eukaryota; Viridiplantae; Streptophyta; Magnoliopsida; Asparagales; Asparagaceae
Product: thioredoxin H4-1-like
Exons: 6
Coding region: 273-671 (132 amino acids)
Source: RefSeq, a predicted model, not a curated record
AUUCCAGCUCGUUGAAAAACAAUAGAUGCAAAAAAAAAACCCCACUAAUUUGGAGGCACACCGGUGUAAAAUGAGCAUGAAAGGCUAUUAUCGUCAAUUCCUACCCUAAACUCAGCCAUUGAAUAUAUGAUGAUACUAGAAAUAGGAAAUUAUCCGGUGGUCUGUAAGGAGGCAUCAAACACAUGCACACGAGGUUUUCGAUCAAAUGUCAAAGACUAGAUUUUUGGGUAAACCAAGGAUCCUUUAAUCUAGAGUGCAGAUUUUAAUCAUUUAUGGGAAACUGCACUGGAAAGGAUACUGGUCCUUCAGAUUUCGACGAAAAAUUACAUCUCUGUGGUGGAAAUGUAUGGUAUAUAUCUGAUAUGGAAAGCUGGGCUGAGAAGAUAUCAGAAGCAAACAAGGAUGGAAAUGUAGUUCUGGCAAACUUUAGUGCAGAUUGGUGUGCUCCUUGCAAAAUUAUAUCUUCUUGGUAUGCUGAUCAAUCUAUCAAGUACCCAUCACUCACUUUUCUUACAGUAGAUGUUGAUGAAUUGUCAGAGCUUAGUACAUCAAUGGAUAUUCGUGCAGUUCCAACCUUCUUUUUCUUGAAAGGUGGCAAUCAACUUGAUAAAGUUUUCGGAGCCAACAAAUCUGAGCUUGAAAAGAAGCUUGCGAUUUUUUCAAGAACUUAGUUUUUCAAAUGACGUUGUGAUGAUGGCUUGUGAUGACAUUAAAGAUUCAAAAGUUUUGCUAGUAUUCUGCAGUCUCGAUUCUACUCAUUGUUCAUGUUCUAAGCAUUGGUGCAGGGUUGUGCCAUUGGUCAUGUAUCUCGCAUAAUUAACACAAGUAUUUAGUUACAUAAGAUUUAUUCCUUGGUGAUGGAAGUACUUUAUUUUGUGUUGGCUAAGUGUAUUUGAAAAAUGAAAGCUCUUUUGAAUG